GUCAUUCUAUCCCCAAAUCCCGAAGCGGUUCCCUCCUAUUCUAUUCCCCUGCGUCUCUCCUAAUUCUUAAAAAGAGAAAUAGACACAGAAGAUCGUGUUCAUAAGACAAUCUCCACUCCCAAAACCCUAAAUCCAGAACUGCCAACAAUAACCCUAACAACGUAGAUCUUCAUCGUCGUUUUCUUCAUGAAGAUCGCGAUGCAAGACGUGGCGAAAAAGCUGGCGCUGUGGCACACAACGACCUUUCGCCCCAUCAUUACCCACGACGAUCUCGAGCCCAUCAUGGCUUCCGUCGGCUUUGUUUCCCUCUCCAACGAAGACCCCGCGGCCGCGAUGCAGUGGAAGGAGUACUGUUUCGGCCCUCCGCCGCCAACUUCGAUAUCGUCGGCAGCGUUUCCUGGUGAUCUGAAGCCGCGGCCGAGGCUGCCAUUUCCGAGGAUCGAUGGGCUUCACCUCCUCGUGUAUAAGGCUUUCCUAUGCGUUCUUGAGCAAUAUAUCUCGCCUGCUGAAGUUCAUAAUCUCUUUCAUGUCAGGGCCAUGCCUCUCACUCGUCUGCAAGAUCGUGUUUUCGAGAAGGCCUACCGCCCAAUGAAGGGCUGUGACAUUGAUGACGAUGGCAUCUACGUGUUCAGAGAUGGCACCAUCGAUCAGUGCAUGCUUGAACAGAUUACAGCCAUGGAAUGCAGCAUAGAAAGCGAAGAGGAUUUUGACGAUAGUCGAAUCAAGGGCUGCAGAAGUCACACCACCAGCACAAUUUCUCUUGUUCCAUGGGACAGCCUUCUUCCAGAGAGAGAGAUAAGUGGCUCAAGUUGAGACAUAGCAGGGAGACAAGUAGGCAUUCUUUUCUUCUUCUUGUUGUAAUGAAUCAAUUCUUUCCAAUCAUUCAUAAGGGAUACAAGGUGACACCAAUUUUUCAAUGAAGUUUAGUACUAUUAGUGGAUCAGGUUUGAAUAGGCGUGUGAAUAUAACAUUUUUGCGUUGAGUGAAGUUUUUUUUUGUUCUCAGUUAGCAUCAAAUGGUUAUUUAUAUGGACGUGAUUGAGCUUCA
This is a messenger RNA of Dendrobium catenatum, 1047 nucleotides long. RefSeq lists its product as uncharacterized. The coding region runs from base 187 to 813 and encodes 208 amino acids. NCBI's taxonomy places the organism in Eukaryota, Viridiplantae, Streptophyta, Magnoliopsida, Asparagales, Orchidaceae. The record is from RefSeq and is a predicted model, not a curated record. The transcript is spliced from 2 exons.